UUCAGAGUCACAGGAGCUUUAUGAUCAACAGGAGUUUAAUAAUCGCUCUGCAGAAAUAUCAGGUGGAAAUUUUACAGCUUAUUUUUCUAACAACACUUCCAUGAGCUCUGAAGAAAAGGCACGUAACUGCACUUACAUGGAUGUUUUAAACUUCUUGAACCUGACUAAAGACAAUGAACUGUAUACCAUGAGCCGACCGACUUUAAAUUACAAAGACAAAACAAAAAUCUAUCUUGAUGUGAUGAUCUAUGCCAUCCUGGAUGUGAGACAAUCUGACCAAACCUUGAUAACCUACAUUUGGAUCGAUAUGGGCUGGGAUAAUCCCCAUCUUGUGUGGAAUGAAACAGAUUUUUGUGGAAUUUCAGUUUUUUCAGUUCCAACUGAAGCUUUGUGGAAGCCUGAUCUAACAAUUGAGGAGAUGACAGAGAGGGACAAAGCUCCACCCACCCCUUUCCUCAGAGUGUAUAGUUUAGGUUUUGUGGAAUACAGGAAUGACCAAGUUGUGACCAGCACCUGUAGGAUGCACGUUUACAGGUUCCCCUUUGACGUUCAGAACUGCAACUUGUCCUUCAAAUCUGUGGUGCACUCUGAUGAAGAAUUAGAGAUUAAAUAUUUUGAUAACAACACAGCACUCACUGCGUGGUCUCGUGUGAUCAUGGAGAAUCAAUAUGAGUGGCUGUUCGAGAAACAGUCAGGCACCAACAAAACGGUUGACUAUUUUGGCUUUAACCAAACUGUAAUMGUUUUCACAAUCACUAUGAAGAGGAGGUCUUCCUUUUAUGUUGCAAACUUCCUGCUGCCUGUCCUCUUCUUCUUGUGUUUGGACUUAUCCUCCCUCCUGAUGUCUGAAGGUGGAGACAAGAUCAGCUUCAAGGUCACGGUGCUGCUCGCUGUCACAGUGAUGCAGCUGAUUCUCAAUGAGAUUCUACCUGUUUCCUCAGACAGAACUCCACUUGUAGUGAUUUACUGCAUCGGGAUCUUUGCUCUGAUGCUGCUCAGCCUCAUGGAGACGAUUUUGGUGAAAUGUCUGAUGGAGAAAGACUCAGCAUCUCAGGACAGAGACUCAGUCAAAGAAUCAAGGAUGAUGGAGGAGAGAGGUGGGAAUCAGAGCAAAACUCAGUUUUAUUGUUGUUUCACAGAUAAAACUAGAUACCACACAGUGAAAGAGAUUGACCAGACGUUUGUUCCUUAUGUUUGGAUCAUUUUGGCCUGGCAGAAUGAUUACAUUUCCUGGGAUCCUAUGGAUUUCUGUGGAAUUGAUUACGUCGCUAUUCCCACAGACAUUCUGUGGAAGCCAGACCUGACCAUUGAAGAGAUGACAGAAAAAGAUAAAGCCCCUCCGAGUCCUCAUCUGACUAUCAGGAGCGAUGGAAAAGUCCUUGUUCAGAACGAUCAGGUGUUGGUCAGCACCUGCAGGAUGCAGGUUUACAAAUUCCCGUUUGACAUCCAGAGCUGCAACCUUUCAGUCAAAUCAGUCGUCCACUCUGUUAAGGAAAUAAAACUUAAUCAUCAUCUGAACUCCUCAGUGAGYACUAACUGGUCCCGCCAGCUGAUGCGGACGCAGUACGAGUGGCUGUUUGUGAACAUGACCAUCACCGCCCAGAUUGCUACCCAGUUUGGAAUUGAACAGGAUGUGAUCAUUUAUACUAUCUUCAUGAAAAGGAGGGCCAAACUCUACAUUAUCAACUUCCUGCUGCCUAUCCUCUUCUUGUUGUGUCUGGAUUUGAUCUCCUUCCUGAUCCCAGACAGAGGAGGCGAGAAGCUCAGCUUUAAGGUCACCGUGCUGCUCGCCGUCACCGUGAUGCAGCUCAUYCUCAACGACAUCCUGCCUUCGUCAUCAGACAAGACCCCUCUUAUAGAGGCCUACUGCUUUGGGAUCUUUGCCCUAAUGAUGCUCAGCCUCCUGGAGACGAUCCUGAUGAUGUAUCUGAUGGACAGAGAGUCUGAGUGUCUGAACGGUGAGACGGACAGAGCACGAAGCGGUUCUGUCAGCGAACUGACAGGUGAGCAAGCUUCUGAAAAGUUCUCCGGUGAGCUGAAGGAGUUCGUGAAGACGGUGACUCUGCUGCUCCGCAACAUGAAGGAGGAAGAGAAGCCCGGCUUCUGGACCAGGAACUCUCACACCGUCAACUUAAUUUACUUCAUAUUYUAUGUGACAGCUGCCAGCCUCUUCUUAGGUUACAUUUAUUACUGCUGGUUUCAUGCAGAAGAAUGA
Messenger RNA from Austrofundulus limnaeus, 2215 nucleotides. RefSeq names its product 5-hydroxytryptamine receptor 3B. The transcript has 16 exons. Gene Ontology annotation, cellular component: membrane. Gene Ontology annotation, molecular function: transmembrane signaling receptor activity; extracellular ligand-gated monoatomic ion channel activity. Bases 101 to 2215 code for a protein of 704 amino acids. The record is from RefSeq and is a predicted model, not a curated record. Gene Ontology annotation, biological process: monoatomic ion transmembrane transport. NCBI's taxonomy places the organism in Eukaryota, Metazoa, Chordata, Actinopteri, Cyprinodontiformes, Rivulidae.